Messenger RNA from Orussus abietinus, 2460 nucleotides. RefSeq names its product tetratricopeptide repeat protein 25. The transcript has 5 exons. Lineage: Eukaryota; Metazoa; Arthropoda; Insecta; Hymenoptera; Orussidae. The record is from RefSeq and is a predicted model, not a curated record. Gene Ontology annotation, molecular function: protein binding. Bases 1 to 1839 code for a protein of 612 amino acids.
AUGGCGAACAGUGGAGAACAGCCGGAGAUUUUUCGAGCCGCUAUUCUUUACCGAGAAUGGGGCUGGCGUUUAUUCAAAUUGGAGAAACAUGCCGAUGCGAUGAAGAUGUUUCAGAAGUCGAUUACAUUUGCGGAUACUAACGAUAUUAGGACCCUUCUUGGCCUGAGUAUUGUUUUAGCGCGUCUUACCGAGUACCUAGAAGCCGCAAAAGUAGUGGACAAGUUAAUGGAAAUCGAUCCACAAAAUUAUAAAGUGAAAUGGGAAAGGGUUGACAGUCUCUUUAAAAUCGCUGAGUUCGGUUAUAGCAUGAUUCAUGCAUACCAAGGACUGCGAAAACGGAGAUACCCCUUUGAAUGGGGUAUCUUUCAAGGGAACGAAACCAUAGAGGAUUGCGUGGGGAGGAAUACCUCGCCGAUAGCAUUAAGGGAAUUAUUCCCAUGGAUAAAAGAGAUGCAACGAGAACGUAAAAUACGUUUCAGCAAACUGGCCGAGGAGGAGGACGAUGACUUUGUAGAUACAACAGAAGUUGACGAAGAACAAGCUCGGUUCAUAGUGAACGACCCAGAAACAAAGCGGGAAAUCCACCUUAAGAUGUGGCACCGCAUAUUGGCCCAGACAUACCUCGGGCAUUUAGCUCGCGAUAAAUACUUCCUCGACGAAUGCAUCGACAAUCCAAACCUGCGAUCAGCCAACAAGAACGGCAGCGACGAUUUAUGCGAAAUGGUUGAGAGAUGCUACGACCAGUCCGAAUACCGCCAAGAGAUCCUGCGAAUCCGAAAGCCAUUCUACGUCUUCAGAUUUAUGCGAAAAGCGCGGCCAUUGGGUCACAAAGCGAUGAUUUGGAACGAGAAGCAAAUACGUCGGCAUAACAUCGUCCUCGAGGCGAAUUUCCUCUUGUUAAGGCUACACAACACCAGGAUGCAGCGUGACUACCCUCUGUUCUUCCGAUACGUCGACCGUACUAAGGUUAAGUUCGAUUCGUACCCCGAUGACAUGUUCCCCCUGAAACGGAAGUGCCUUAAUACGGUAUACAAGAUGGCCGCCUGGGCGUACAUAGAUCCGCGUAAUCUGACGGAUUUACCGGAUGAGAGGACUAAGCUGCGUUACCUGAGGCAUCACAUAGGAUUUCGGGUGGGAAAACUGCCACGAAACAGUCAGUUGGCGUGGGUACCAACUCUCGACCGCAAGGCGGCGCUGGGGCGCUUCCGAAUCAGAUUAGCAAUGGCGUCGGAAGCUCUGGAGCUCGCUUGGCUAUUCCACGAGCUAUCGAAGCUCCUCGUAGAGAUACGGCGCUUCGACCUGGCGAGAUUUUACGCUAAGAAGGCCAGAGACGCCGGCAUCGAGGCAAAGAGCGAUCAAUGGACGUUGAACGCGAAUCACAUUCUCGUCAGGAUAGAGAUUUACCAGCAUAAUAGAAACGAGGCCAGAGAAGCGGCGCAGGUGGCGCUAUCUACUGCCGUGAAGUUGGACCUGGAUUACCUCGUAGACUUUUACAAGCGCGCCAUUAAGCUCGUCGAGAAGAUCGAUCUAGAUAAAGUCGUCGACACGGAUAGUAUAGCUAUACGGGAGAAGGCCAUUUUGGACCUGAUGCCGGAAGAAAAGAAGACGGAAGUGGAUUUUCUCCUGAGGAGCAUGAACGUCGUCCCGGCGAAGCGCAGGCUGUCGGUUAUGCCCGGGUGUAAAACCGUUAAUCAUAAAUACCAAUUGCCUUGUAAAAGGAAUACUAUAUUACCGAGCUCGCCUAAGAACCCGGAAAAGGAAGCCAGGACGAAGUUGCUCAACCGGUACGCGCAUGCGCAUAAGGUCCUGGGGUCGAUCAAUUUUUCGAAAUACGAAUGAACCGAAUGUCUGCAGGGAGACGUUAGUAAAGUGUAAUAGAGUAUAGAACGACUCGAUGUUUCAUUGCUGAGGUGUUAUUAGGUAUUAGGGAAUAUUUCCUUACUGAUUCGUGGAGAUAUACCCGUAUAUUGACGUGAAGAACACUCGACGGCGUUCGCUUCGCUUGAAAUGUAUUUGCCACGAAACUCUGCCGAUGUUUAAGCCUGACGGUAAGAACAAGGUGUACAUUUUUGACGUUACAUGCCUUGGAGCAAGACUGCGUGUUCUGAAAUUGACCGAAUUAAAUAAGAUAUGUAAAUCAUUCCUAAGAUAAUUAGAUUUAGAGUGUACAACAAGAGACAUUUUAAAAUUAAUACCCGGACAGCAUAAAGUGUAUUGACGUAAAGAACACUCGACGGCGUUCGCUUCGCUUGAAAUGUAUUUGCCACGAAACUCUGCCGAUGUUUAAGGUAAGAACAAGGUGUACAUUUUUGUAAAUCAUUCCUAAGAUAACUAGGUUUUCAGAGUAUACACCAAGAGACAUUUUAAAAUUAAUACCCAGACAGCAUAAAGUAUAUUGAAGUAAAGAACACUUGACGGCAUUCGGUUCGCUUGAAAUGUAUUUGCCACGAAACUCUGCCG